AUGCUCGUUAGGAAUAACAGCAGGUGCGAUGCGCCUACAAAACUAGAGGCGCAAGCCUACGCUGUAUGGCUUGCCGGUGUGUGCUCAUUUGAGCUGCGGAAAUGGUCUGAGGCAUUUGAACUGUUGAAGACUGCUCGAACGGUCUAUGAGCGGUGUCGUGAAAUCCAACCCCAAAUUCGACUAUGCGAGUUCAGCUGUGCUGAUGCCACCGCGCAACCGGUUGAUGGAAUGAUGAACGAACUAAUGGAGAUACGCGCUCAGGGUACAGAUAGCGAAGCUGUCGAUCGCCUCAUUGCCGAAAUGCGCUCAAAGGCUACAUGCGACGACGUGGUAGUGGUUGAGUGGGGUGGAUUCAAGUCAACGGUAGAAGACGAUAAGGCGCGACAAGUGGUACAAGGUUGGCGACAAGUCCACAAUGAGCUCGCGCAGUGCGAAACUCCUAAGGAAAGG
Molecule: messenger RNA, 450 nt
Organism: Ostertagia ostertagi
Lineage: Eukaryota; Metazoa; Nematoda; Chromadorea; Rhabditida; Trichostrongylidae
Source: the annotation of a GenBank genome assembly